CAGAUCUCAACCCAUCAAUUCAAUCGACGGCGACGUCCACAGCACUCAUCAUGGCGGGCCACCACAAUCACCCGAUCGCGCUUGACCCGGCGUUGGUCAAAUACAACAACAUGUGGAUCAAUCGACACAAGUAUUUCAGAUGGACUGGACGAACUGCAAGAAUUACCUUUGCCUACGUCGUUGCUUUCCCAGCCUUGAUCGGCUACUUGGCAUACACGACAGACGGCAAAUGGGACAUGAGGGGCAAGCGGAGGGGAGAUACCAUUGUGGAGUACUAGGAUGUCACCGUAGGAUUUGGGAUGUACAUAUGAUAGGAACGGAAUGGAUCAAAUACUAG
Molecule: messenger RNA, 337 nt
Organism: Cadophora gregata
Lineage: Eukaryota; Fungi; Ascomycota; Leotiomycetes; Helotiales; Ploettnerulaceae
Exons: 4
Coding region: 51-278 (75 amino acids)
Source: RefSeq, a predicted model, not a curated record